UGGUGAUUCCCCUAAUAAGUAUUCUAUUUUUACCGUCGGAAGAAGGCAACGCGUCCACUGGACACCAGAGCCACUUUAAAUUAAAGGAGAAGUCGUCUAUGUGCCCUCUCAGAACAUGGAGCAGCCAGCCCAAUCAACUCCCUAAUUUACGGUCCACACUCUCAUGUAGCAGCCGCCCUGCCUUUACAUAUACAUCGUCCUCCCUCCAAUUCUGUUCUUCACACAGUCAUCUUAUUCUUCUAAUUUUCUUUUCUUUUUUUUUUUUUUCCUGAUUCAAUGGCUUCUUUUCAACUUCCCAUUGUUUUAACUACAUUCUAUCUUCAAUUUCUUUCAGGUGUUUACUCAUCAACGUUUACAGUAAAAAACAUGUGCAGUUACUCUGUAUGGCCGGGAAUUCUUUCUGGUGCUGGAACACCGGAAUUAUCCCCUACAGGUUUUGUUCUCCAGGCAGGGGAAUCCGCAACCCUCUCUGUCCCAACAUCCUGGUCAGGCCGUUUAUGGGGGCGUACUUAUUGCACCCAAGAUUCCUCCGGUAAGUUCUCUUGUCUCACCGGAGACUGUGGCUCCUCCACUGUGGAAUGCUCUGGCAGUGGCGCUGCUCCUCCCGCCACUUUGGCAGAGUUCACAUUGAACGGAGCAGGGGGGCUUGAUUUUUAUGACAUCAGUGUUGUGGACGGUUAUAACCUCCCAAUGAUGGUAGCCCCACAGGGUGGUACCGGAGGUAACUGCUCGUCCACUGGAUGCUCCGUGGACUUGAAUGGAGAGUGUCCGGCGGAGCUUAAGGUGGUUGAUGAGAGUGAUGAAGGGGUGGCCUGUAAGAGCGCAUGUAAUGCGUUCGGAGAGGCCCAGUAUUGCUGCAGUGGAGCGUACGCGUCGCCUGCCACCUGCAGGCCUAGUACUUACUCAGAAUUCUUCAAGACCUCAUGCCCUCAAGCUUAUAGCUAUGCCUACGACGAUGGGACCAGCACAUUCACUUGCGCCGGCGCCAAUUACAUCAUCACUUUCUGCCCUGGCCCUUCCACCAGUGUGAAGUCAGGAUCGACAUCCACCGCCAACCCCUUGGCUGCUGACUAUGUCUCAGCUGGCUCCUACCUUUCACCAUCAAUUCCCAUUGUCUUGACCACUGCCGUAGGGGCGGCAUCUCUUUUGGACUGUGCCAUACCACUAAACAUACGAACAUAUGGUUAGGCAGAUUACCCUGUCCUCUGUGUAGGACCCAAAAAAUUCCGGCAAUUUCUCACCAGGAGUGAAGACGUUGCUCUGUGACUGUCCCAGUAUCCAUUGCUCUGUCUGAUUGUCUUCCUCAUCUUGAAGAAGGAAAUCUCAAAAUCAAGCAUGUCACAUGUGGAAACGUUGUACAGAGUCAAAGAUUCCAACAUGAUCAUACAUAAUCGGCCUACUUUUUUCUGAAUUUUUAUAUAUAUAUAUAUAUAUGAGUGAGAACCUACUUAUAUAUAAAUUUAACACAUCAUA
Rubroshorea leprosula is the source of this 1473-nucleotide messenger RNA. The record is from the annotation of a GenBank genome assembly. NCBI's taxonomy places the organism in Eukaryota, Viridiplantae, Streptophyta, Magnoliopsida, Malvales, Dipterocarpaceae.